AUGGCUUCCUCUGCUAUACAACCGGACACCCCCCCCACAGGGAAACACCUCAUAAACAGCCAUACAAACAAUUCACCCACUAUCACAACACUCACACCCGGACUCCCUCUCACCUACUUGACUGCCCUAACAAACACUGCACUGACAUUCUGCCAUGCCAUUGUACUUGGGUCUAAUGACCCUCUGACAAAAUCUCACACUUGGCGAGAAAGUACUAGCCAGUUCUCUGUUUACUACACUACUCCCCUGGAAACUUCUCCCAAAUUCAUUGUUUUCUUUGAUGCUCUGCUCCAGUCCUUUUUGCCUGGCGAAAUCUUUGGCCUGAACCCUUCCAAUAAAGCUGGUACCCUCUUUGAGCUCCACUUGAGCUCCAAAGAUCUGACUUUGUCAAAGCUCCCCCGAUUACCUUCUCAAGAGUACACUACCUUGGAUACCAAACUUCGUAAUGCUCUCACAAAAUAUGGCUAUGUGCAUGAUAUCUCCAUUAACACGUUGUUUGGGUUUAUGGAUGGAAGUGGACACGCAUAUAUGGAGCGUCCUCCAUAUGAGGAAGGUGCCCUCCUUCCACUUCGCUUUAAAAUGGAUUUCGAUGAUAACACAAUGUUCUUGGCCACUUGGCUCAAUAUGGGAGCCCAUUGCGCUCUAUGUCAAACCAUGGGCCAUGACCGUGACAACUGCCCCAAUCAACUAAAAGAAACUCACUCGUGCUAUGGCUGCCAUCAGGUCGGCCAUUUUCGCUCUAAAUGCCCUCAUGCUGCCAAAGUGAACAACUCAUACAAAUGGGAUUGCAAGGUUCCUGAACCGCAUGGCCCCCAUCGCACCACUGCCACCCACAACUGA
Molecule: messenger RNA, 840 nt
Organism: Phycomyces blakesleeanus NRRL 1555(-)
Lineage: Eukaryota; Fungi; Mucoromycota; Mucoromycetes; Mucorales; Phycomycetaceae
Product: CCHC-type zinc finger transcription factor
Exons: 2
Coding region: 1-840 (279 amino acids)
Molecular function (GO): nucleic acid binding; zinc ion binding
Source: RefSeq, a predicted model, not a curated record